This is a messenger RNA of Chiloscyllium plagiosum (whitespotted bambooshark), 1011 nucleotides long. RefSeq names its product mediator complex subunit 31 (gene med31). The record is from RefSeq and is a predicted model, not a curated record. Gene Ontology annotation, biological process: regulation of DNA-templated transcription. Gene Ontology annotation, molecular function: transcription coregulator activity. NCBI's taxonomy places the organism in Eukaryota, Metazoa, Chordata, Chondrichthyes, Orectolobiformes, Hemiscylliidae. Gene Ontology annotation, cellular component: mediator complex.
CUUCAUUUGGAAGCGGCCGCCGGGAGCAGCGAGAGGUUUGCGUGCAGCUGGUUAGUUCUAUCCGUUCUGGUGAUUGAAUUGACGAGAAAGUGCUGUAACUAGUACCGAUAAAGAGACGGGUCGGACCUGGUUAAUUGAAGUUGCUGUUAACACCGAAUCUGUUUGAGCGGGAGGUGGAGAAACGAAACAAACAAUGGCGGCCGCAGCAACCGCCAUGGAGACAGAGGAACAGGCAAAACUGCGAUUUCAGGUGGAGCUGGAGUUUGUACAGUGUCUGGCGAACCCAAACUACCUGAACUUUUUGGCACAGCGAGGGUACUUCCGAGACCGAACAUUUGUCAAUUACUUCAAGUAUCUGCUGUACUGGAAGGAGCCGGAAUAUGCCAAGUACCUGAAGUAUCCCCAGUGCCUCCACAUGCUGGAGCUGCUGCAGUAUGAGCAUUUCCGCAAGGAGCUGGUCAACGCGCAGUGUGCCAAGUUCAUCGAUGAGCAGCAACUACUGCACUGGCAGCAUUAUUCCCGGAAACGAGUGAGGCUGCAGCAAGCACUAGCUGAGCAACAACAGCAGAACAUCACACCCAGCAAGUGAGAGGAUUGCACCGUGGGGGUGAGAGAACCCUGACAGGAUGUGUGAGGAAGCCUGAUCCUGAAGUGAUAAUAUACAGACAUUUAAUGCAGUGGCAUUGAGGAGGUCCUAGGGAUAUGCAAGGACAAUCCUCCCCUCUGUAUCUCUCUUACAUGGAGCACAGAUUAACAGACAGGAUUGAGCUGUGAGUCUCCUAUUCAGGCCUGGACUGAUUGUUGUAUGUGAAGCAUUAAUGUAGUUGCGUCUUGGACUGAAGAAGCUAAAUUCAUAAAGAUUCAUUCUGGAAAGUUAACUUAGAUGGCACAGAGCAGAUCACAGCUGCAUUGGGAAUGUUAGUUUUUAAUAUGUGAAUAAAUAGUGUAAUGUCACAAGGAUACACAUGUGUGUUAGAGUUGUUUGUGAAAUAAUAAACCCAGUGAUUACUA